AUAUUAUUGAAAAAAUUCGAACGUCGAAUUGAUCAGUCACAGCUUUUGUUCUGACACGACAAGAUAGGUCACGCUCCUACCAUGGCCAAAAUUUUUAAGUAGCAGUAACCCUUUUUUGUAAAAUUUACAAGUAAAAUACCGUCUAGUAUAAGCAAAAUUUUGUAGCACAAUAAAAGACGAAUUUUAUCGUGAACAAUGGCUCUAGUUUUUAGGAAGGCGGUCUUACCAAAAAAUGUUUCGUUGCUAAAAUGCUUAAAGGGGAGACCUUUAGCCACUGCGGCGAAAAAAAAUCCUGCAGCAUUAUCGAAUCUCUCGUCGAUGAAGAGCACGAUGGAGCGACUAUAUAUGAUUCGAGAUGUACCAGUGGCGACUAUAUCAGGGCUGCCCACAACGCACGCUGCUCGUGAGAAGAGGAAGAAGCCGUCCAUGAUGCAGUACCGGAGCGCGUCCUGUCCCAACCUCGGCGCACGCCGGCCGCGCCAUGCGCUGCCCAUCCCCUGCCAGUACCUGGCGCGCGCGCAGCCCGCGGUGCUGGGGGACGAGCUGGGCGCGCACCGCGUCGUGUACAACUACGGCCGGCCCUACUUCCGGUCCGCGCCCGCGCAGGCCGAGCAGGCCGCGCUGCCGCCCGCCGACAUAAUGCAGCAGCUGGGCAACGUGUGCGCGGCCUGCCCGCCGCCGCCGUGCUCGUGCCCGGCGCCCUGCAACUGCGGCUGCUGUCUCCCCGCCCCCUGCAACACCCCUCCGCGCUGCGUGCAGUUUAUGACAGGUUACUACUACUACCCCUAUGGAUUUUGGUUCUGCGGUCCGUACCACGUUACGGGUACUUGCGUGCCCGGAGGACCGGUAGGUCCGGGUGGCCCCUGUGGACCCUGCGCUCCUAACCCAGGAGGGCCGUGUGGUCCGUGUCCCCCCUGCUGCUGUGUACUCGACCCCAGCGCAAUACUUUCUCCGACCAUGUUUAGCGAUAGCAACCCGACGUGUGACAUCCUCAGCGAGCUGUCGGCUGUAGAUUACACUAAGAUCAACUUACCGUCAUCAAUGAGUUGUUUGGCAUUGGGCUGCCUACCUAUGUAUGCGCCAUGCAAGCCAUGCCAGCCAUGCCAGCCGGGCCAGCCAUGCCAGCCAAGUGGGCCUCUAUCAUUCCCGAUGGCGUGCGGCGCGUGCCCCGGUUGUGGCCCGUGCGGCCCGUGUGCCCCUGUUUGUGGCGGCACCGGCCCGUGUGGUCCUUGUGGCCCCAAUGGUCCAUUUGGGCCGUGCGGUCCUUGCUUUCCUGGCGUAGGUUGCUCUAAUAGCGGCUUUGGUGGAUGCGGCGCCUGCAGUACCUGUUGUAUGGGUUCAGGUUGUGGAUGCUCCGGUUGCGGUCCAUGUGGUCCGGUCUGUUGCGGCCCGGUCUGUUGCGGCCCAUGCGGUCCAUCGUGUGGCCCUUGUGGGCCCUGUGGGCCAUGUGGGCCAUGCGGUCCCUGUGGCCCGUGUGGACCUUGCGGUCCGUGUGGGCCGUGUGGUCCAUGUGGUCCAUGUGGCCCCUGUGCUUGUGGGCCAGGCUGCGGUCCCCUUUGCUCGCCAUACAACCGUUGUGGCCCAUGUGGUCCAUGCGGCCCAUGCGGACCAUGUGGACCAUGUGGACCGUGCGGCCCAUGUGGACCAUGCGGCCCGUGCGGUCCAGCUUGCUUACCGUUUGGUGCAUGCUGCGGUGUUGGAAAUCCACCUGCUGCUCCUCCUCCCUGCACGCCUUGGUCGGGUCCUUGCUUCGAUUGCAAAUGUCCACCUGUUCCUGUAAUUGGGCCCGUCAGACCUGGUGGGCCAGGCGGGCCUAUAGCGGCGGCGGGUAGCGUGGCCAUGCCCUGCGGAGUUCCUCCCACGCCUUGCAGUGUCCCUCCCACGCCUGACACUAAGGACGCCUCCCCCGCCAAGACUACUUGUUUCUGCUCGACGCGCAACUCGCCAACUGACGCCAAACCUGGUGUACAGGGUGCGUCGACACCGAAUCAAGCGAUGCACAAGGCGAUACCUGAGUCGCGACCUGGCGUCAACCCAAACAUGAUCCGCAAAGACCCGGUGACCCAGUCGAACAAUUUGAACUCUCGUACUAACGCGCCGCUUAUGAACAACGUGCAGAUGAGCUACCUGUCCACGGCAAAAGGCUUGUCGGGGCUCCUGUGCACUAAAGACGGAGGCGCGCGCCCGAGCAAACCCCACGGCAAGCUCGAGUUACUAAAUAGACCGAAGGGCUAUUGCGUGAACAUGUCGAUUUCAGUCUACGACCAAGUUGCUAUCCUACAGAAGACGAAGUCCAACGUGGCGAGAGCUUUAUUACAUAACUACAGUCUGAAGGAAGUGAGAUGCGUGCCCACCCUAAGCAGUUACUUCUCCUGUCUGAAACCAAAGAGUUUACUCAAAGCUUCGAGUCAGAUAAUGCCAUUGAGCUCUGAUGCUGCCUUCAGUAACGGUGUAAAGAGGGCGUGGGCCCCGCUCAUUAGCCGUGCAGUGAAGUAAUUAUCUAGUACCGUAAACUAUCUUGUUUAUAAUGAUAUAUUUGGCUAAUAUAUUUCUUUGUUUUGAUCCAUUUGACUUCAGACUUGUAUUUUUUGUUAAAAUGAAAAUGUAAUAAAAAUUGUAAUAGCUAUA
This is a messenger RNA of Spodoptera frugiperda (fall armyworm), 2628 nucleotides long. Its product is annotated as collagen alpha-1(I) chain-like. NCBI's taxonomy places the organism in Eukaryota, Metazoa, Arthropoda, Insecta, Lepidoptera, Noctuidae. The record is from RefSeq and is a predicted model, not a curated record. Bases 196 to 2496 code for a protein of 766 amino acids. The transcript is spliced from 2 exons.